GGGGGCGGGGUGGCGAUAUAAAGUUUAGGACUGCGUGAAGGAGCGCUGUGGAGACCUGGAACCUUACUGUCUGGUGCCCUCCAGUAACCCCUGCUGGCGCCCUUCCACCUCCACAUCUUCCAGGAGAGACUGCUGGUGCGUUUCCCGAACUGUCUUUCCACUCGCCACCCCGUGCCCCUAUUUUCACACAAAAGGUACCAAGAAGGAACAGCACUACAGGAGCCCUGCCCUGGCCCCCACGCCUCAUCUUACCCCCAAGAAAAGCCCACCUAUUCCUAAACAUGUCCCCCAGAUGCACAGAGCACGCCCCACUGUCAGAGCGCCCACUACCCACUGUGCACCGCCGAGACUCGGCGCGCGGGCGGGUGUUCUCGCGCACAUGCGCACCAGCCCUCGUGCCCGCCCCCUGGCGACACGGGGCGUCCCUAACGACCGGAGCCGGCCGCGCGGGGGGCCUGCAGGGAAGCGAGCACCCGGACACCGAGAGUGGGUGAGGUUCCCAUGGGCAUCGAGGGCCUGCCGGUCUGAGAGCCUCCCCGUCACAAGGCCAUCACCAAGGGGCCACCUGCGCCCACGCUGCCAAUGCAGAGCAUGCAGGCAACUCUAGGCACACCGACCUCGUCGGCCCUCAGCCGGUUCUCCACCUCCACCCAGGACAAGUCCUCCACUGCAGGUCAGACCUCCAGCACAGGCCCACAGCCCUCAAGGCCCUCCAUCAUCCCACCCCCUAGCAAGUCCAAGGGCUGGAGUACUGGGGCCGGUGGAGGUCGCAUGCGCAGGAUCAUCGCUGAGGAUCCUGAGUGGUCGCUGGCCAUCGUGCCCCUCCUCACAGAGCUCUGCAUUCAGCACAUUGUCGAGAACUUCCAGAACAACCCUAUCCUGCAGCAGCUGCUUCCGGAGCACAAGCAGAAGGUCCUGGACCACUUGUCACCCGACCUGCCGCUGGCUGUGACCGCCAACCUGAUCGACGACGAGAGCUACUGGCGCCGCUGCUGCACGCAGCGCUGGCCCGUGUGCCACGUGGCCAAGCACGGCGGCAGCUGGAAGCGCUUGUUCUUCGAGCGGCACCUGGAGAACCUGCUAAAGCACUUCAUCCCCAGCACCACGGACCCCGCGCUGAUCCUCGACCUGCUGCCGCUCUGCAGGAACUAUGUGCGCAGGCUCCGUGUGGAUCAGUUCCUUCCGCCCAUGAAGCUCCCGCCCCGACCCCGGAGCGGGGAACUGUCCGACUCCGGCAGCGAGGCAGAGGUGGAGGAGCCCGCCCCUGACCACUACCAACUGGGAGACCUGGUGGCCGGCCUGAGCCACCUGGAGGAGCUGGACCUGGUGUACGGGGUCAAGGACUGCGGCAUGAACUUCGAGUGGAACCUCUUCCUCUUCACCUAUCGCGACUGCCACUCCCUGGCGGCCACCAUCAAGGCAUGCCACACCCUCAAGAUCUUCAGGCUGACCCGGAGCAAGGUGGAUGACGACAAGGCACGCGUCCUCAUUCGCAGCCUCCUGGAUCACCCAGCCCUUGAGGAGCUGGACCUGUCACACAACCUCGUUGGGGACCGGGGCGCGCGUGCCGUGGCCAAGCUGCUGAGCCACAGCCAUUUGCGAGUGCUCAACCUGGCCAACAACCAGGUGCGCGUGCUUGGUGCCCAGUCGCUGGCUCACGCCCUAGCACACAACACCAACCUCAUUUCCCUCAACCUGCGCCUCAACUGCAUUGAGGAUGAGGGCGGCCAGGCGCUCGCACACGCCUUGCAGACCAACAGGUGCCUCACAACACUGCACCUCGGGGGCAAUGAGCUGUCUGAGCCCACCGCCACCCUCCUCUCCCAGGUGCUCGCUGUCAACACCACGCUCACCAGCAUCAACCUGUCCUGCAACCACAUGGGGCUGGAUGGCGGGAAGCAGCUCCUGGAAGGCAUGUCAGACAACAGGACCCUCCUGGAGUUUGACUUGCGCCUGUCAGAUGUAGCCCAGGAGAGCGAGUACCUCAUUGGCCAGGCUCUCUGUGCCAACCGGGAAGCAGCCCGCCAGCGGGCCCCGAAUCCCAGCUGCUUCCUGUCACCAAUCACGGCCAAGGGCCCUGAGAACCCUGCAGGAUAA
Messenger RNA from Herpailurus yagouaroundi (jaguarundi), 2097 nucleotides. RefSeq names its product dynein regulatory complex subunit 5 (gene DRC5). Gene Ontology annotation, biological process: microtubule-based movement. The coding region runs from base 583 to 2097 and encodes 504 amino acids. Lineage: Eukaryota; Metazoa; Chordata; Mammalia; Carnivora; Felidae. Gene Ontology annotation, molecular function: protein binding. The transcript has 5 exons. The record is from RefSeq and is a predicted model, not a curated record.